AUGGCUGAUCAAGGAAUACCAACUCCCAGUAUAAUAGGCCUAGUCACUAUAUUCGGUUGCAUUUAUGGCGGAGAAUUCGUCAAUGGUAAGUGAAUGUAUUUCCCCGUGCUAGUAGACUAUUUAUAAUUGGAGUCGAGACACAAUUAAAGAAAGCUGAUAUUUCAUUCUAGUGAGUGUUUGGACGCGCGGAUCCAUGAUCGACGCUCCUUCACUACUCCUGUCCUAGAAAAAUCCCUUGAUGGAUUGUCCUUGGAAUAUAUUUGGUAUUGUUAGCCUUUUUCGAUUACUUUUGCUUACGAAUGUAUUUUCUUUUGUUGAGAUAAAAAGUUAUUCAGAAUACUUCAACUGAAUGUAGACUAAUUACUAGCCCAACUACAGUAUAUUCCCCACACCUUCUGUUACUAGCCUAGCUAGUUUACCCUACCGUCUAUUUCCCACACCUUCUGUUACUAGCCUAGCUAGAGUUUACCCUACCGUCUAUUUCCCACACCUUCUGUUACUAGCCUAGGUAGAGUUUACCCUACCGUCUAUUCCCCACACCUUCUGUUACUAGCCUAAGUAGAGUUUACCCUACCGUCUAUUCCCCACACCUUCUGUUACUAGCCUAGCUAGAGUUGACCGAAACCGUCUAUAACCCCACACCUUCUGUUUCUCCACCCUAAAAUAUUUUGUGUUUCUUUUACCGCAUUUUGUGUCAUGUGUUGCUUUGGGGGCCUUUGUGCACUGUCUAGAAAAUAAACUAGGGGAAAGACUGUUCUGUUACAGGGUAAUAACAUUGUAACUUACAAUUACUCAGCACAUUAUUAUACCGUAUGAGGACGAUGUGACUAUGUCAUGUUAACUGUGGUGUAAUUCUGUUCUCAUCCCAUAGCAGCUGGACCUUCCACCACCCGUUAUGUUAUCACAAACAGCAAUGUCAUUAUCAAUCCUGGGAUCCAUGGUGGAGUUUUACAGGAGAUCCUCUGGAAACAUGGUGAAAAUAAGGCGGUGGAAUGGGGCACUGCUGUGAUAACGACAUUUCGGGAAUUUAAAGGGAAGACAUCCUUGAACACCACCACUGGAGAAAUCACAAUCAGACAGCUGACCAAGCAGCUCAGUGGGGUGUAUGAGGCAGAGUGUCUUAUUAGUGGGAAAAUACAGACAUUUCAGCAGAGAGUGGAAGUGAUUGGUGAGUCAGGGUUUCCUAAAUAA
Molecule: messenger RNA, 1191 nt
Organism: Coregonus sp. 'balchen'
Lineage: Eukaryota; Metazoa; Chordata; Actinopteri; Salmoniformes; Salmonidae
Source: the annotation of a GenBank genome assembly